Messenger RNA from Aethalodelphis obliquidens (Pacific white-sided dolphin), 3841 nucleotides. RefSeq names its product fms related receptor tyrosine kinase 3 (gene FLT3). The coding region runs from base 50 to 3031 and encodes 993 amino acids. Gene Ontology annotation, molecular function: transmembrane receptor protein tyrosine kinase activity; ATP binding; growth factor binding. The record is from RefSeq and is a predicted model, not a curated record. Lineage: Eukaryota; Metazoa; Chordata; Mammalia; Artiodactyla; Delphinidae. Gene Ontology annotation, biological process: cell surface receptor protein tyrosine kinase signaling pathway; multicellular organism development; protein phosphorylation. The transcript has 24 exons. Gene Ontology annotation, cellular component: signaling receptor complex; plasma membrane.
AUCGCAGGGCUGCGCCGGCGCGGCCUGGGGACCCCGGGCUCGGGAGGCCAUGCCGGCGUUGGCGCGCCUCGGCGGCCGGCUGCCGCUGCUCGUUGUUUUUUCCACAAUGAUAUUUGAGACUAUCAGAAAUCAAGAUCUGCCUGUGAUCAAGUGUGUUUUAAUCAACCAUAGAAACAAUGAUUCAUCAGUGGGGACAUCACCAUCGAAUCCCUUGGCAUCAGAAUCCCGGGAAGACCUGGACUGUGCCUUGAGGCCCGAGAGCACAGAGGCAGUCUACGAAGCGGCCACUGUGGAGGUGGACGUGACCGCAUCCAUCACACUGCAAGUGCUGGUCACCACCCCGGGGAACAUUUCCUGUCUCUGGGUCUUUAAACACAGCUCCCUGAAUUGCCAGCCACAAUUUGAUUUACAAAACAGAGGAGUUGUGUCCAUGGUCAUUUUGAAAAUGACAGAAACCCAGGCUGGAGAAUACCUACUUUUUAUUCAGAGUGAAGCCACCAAUUACACAGUAUUGUUUACAGUGAGUAUAAGAAAUACGCUGCUUUACACGUUAAGGAGACCUUACUUUAGAAAACUGGAAAAUCAGGAUGCCCUGGUCUGCAUCUCGGAGAGCAUUCCAGAACCAACCGUGGAAUGGGUGUUCUGCGAUUCACAGAGUGACAGCUGUAAAGGAGAAAGUCCAGCUGUCAUUACAAAGGAGGCAAGUGUACUCCAUGAGUUAUUUGGAACAGACAUAAGGUGCUGUGCAAGAAAUGAGCUGGGCAGGGAAUGUACGAAACUCUUCACUAUUGAUCUAAACCAAACUCCUCAGACCACACCGCCACAAUUAUUUCUUAAAGUAGGGGAACCCUUAUGGAUAAGGUGCAAAGCUGUUCAUGUGAACCAUGGAUUCGGGCUCAGCUGGGAAUUAGAGAAUAAAGCACUGGAAGAGGGCAGCUACUUUGAGAUGAGUACCUAUUCCACAAACAGAACUAUGAUACGGAUUCUGUUUGCUUUUGUAUCAUCAGUGGGAAGAAACGACACUGGCUAUUACACUUGCUCCUCUUCAGAGCAUCCCAGUAAAUCAGCUUUGGUCACCAUCCUAGAAAAGGGAUUUAUAAACGCUUCCAAAUCAAGUGAAGAUUAUGAAAUUGACCAGUAUGAAGAGUUUUGUUUUUCUGUCAGGUUUAAAGCAUACCCACAAAUCAGAUGUACGUGGACCUUCUCUCGAAAAGCAUUUCCUUGUGAGCAAAGUGGCCUGGAUGACGGGUACAGCAUAUCUAAGUUUUGCAACCAUAAACACCAGCCAGGACAAUAUAUCUUCCAUGCAGAAAACGAUGACGCCCAGUUCACAAAAAUGUUCACGCUGAAUAUAAGAAGGAAACCUCAAGUGCUCGCCGAGGCGUCGGCAAGUCAGGCUUCUUGCUCCUCUGACGGGUACCCGUUACCGUCUUGGACCUGGAAGAAGUGUUCAGACAAGUCUCCCAACUGCACAGAAGAGAUCACGGAAGGAAUUUGGAAUAAAAAGGCCAACAGAAAAGUAUUUGGACAGUGGAUAUCAAGCAGCACCCUGAACAUGAGCGAGGCCGUCAAAGGGUUCCUGGUGAAGUGCUGUGCAUACAAUUCCCUCGGCACGUCUUGUGAAACGAUCCUUCUAAACUCACCAGGCCCCUUCCCUUUCAUCCAGGACAACAUCUCAUUCUAUGCAACAGUUGGCCUCUGUCUUCCCUUCAUUGCCGUUUUAACCAUGCUAAUUUGUCACAAGUACAAAAAGCAAUUUCGGUACGAAAGCCAGCUACAGAUGGUGCAGGUGACCGGCUCUCUGGAUAAUGAGUACUUCUACAUUGAUUUCAGAGAAUACGAAUAUGAUCUCAAAUGGGAGUUUCCAAGAGAAAAUUUAGAAUUUGGGAAGGUCCUGGGAUCGGGUGCUUUUGGGAAAGUGAUGAAUGCAACCGCCUAUGGAAUCAGUAAGACAGGGGUCUCAAUCCAGGUCGCAGUCAAAAUGCUGAAAGAAAAAGCAGACAGCUCGGAAAGAGAGGCUCUCAUGUCUGAACUCAAAAUGAUGACCCACCUGGGCAGCCACGAGAAUAUUGUGAAUCUGCUGGGGGCGUGCACCCUGUCAGGACCAAUUUACUUGAUUUUUGAAUAUUGUUGCUAUGGCGACCUUCUCAACUAUCUAAGAAGUAAAAGAGAAAAAUUUCAUAGGACGUGGACGGAGAUUUUCAAGGAACAUAAUUUCAGUUUUUAUCCCACUUUCCAAUCACCCCCUAAUUCCAGUAUGCCUGGUUCAAGAGAAGUCCAAAUACACCCGGACUCAGAUCCUGUCUCGGGGUUCAAUGGGAAUUCAUUUCAAUCUGAAGAUGAAAUUGAAUACGAAAACCAAAAAAGGCUGGAGGAAGAAGAGGACUUGAAUGUACUUACCUUUGAAGAUCUUCUUUGCUUUGCAUAUCAAGUGGCCAAAGGAAUGGAAUUUCUGGAAUUUAAGUCGUGUGUUCACAGAGACCUGGCAGCCAGGAAUGUCCUUGUGACCCACGGGAAGGUGGUGAAGAUCGGUGAUUUUGGACUGGCUCGGGACAUCAUGAGCGAUUCCAACUACGUGAUCAGAGGCAAUGCCCGUCUGCCUGUGAAGUGGAUGGCUCCUGAAAGCUUGUUUGAGGGAAUCUACACAAUUAAGAGCGAUGUCUGGUCAUACGGAAUAUUACUCUGGGAAAUAUUCUCGCUUGGUGUCAAUCCUUACCCCGGGAUUCCAGCUGAUGCUAACUUCUACAAACUCAUCCAGAGUGGAUUUAAAAUGGAUCAGCCAUUCUAUGCCACGGAAGAAAUAUACUUCAUAAUGCAAUCCUGCUGGGCUUUUGACUCAAGGAAACGGCCAUCCUUUCCUAACCUGACUUCAUUUUUAGGAUGUCAGCUGGCAGAUGCGGAAGAAGCGAUGUAUCAGAACAUGGAUGGCCAUGUUUCGGAACGUCCUUCUGUUUACCAAAACAGGCGACCUUUCAGCAGAGAGGUGGACUCAGGGCUACCCUCUCCACGGGCUCACAUUGACGAUUCCUAGAGAAACAAUUUAGUCUUUAAGGACAUCAUCCCCCCCGCCUACCUUAAACAGGCUGUAGAUUACCAAAACAAGAUUAAUUUCAUCACUAAAUGAAAAUAUAUUCUCAACUGCUGCUUUGCUGGACUUUUCUCUAGAAGCGCUCUGUAUUUACUCUUGUUUCCAAAGGGACUUUUGUAAAAUCCAGUCAUUCUUUGCACAAGGCAAGAAGAGCUGAUAAUUAACUUUAUCGGAGCAUCUACCUACAUCCACAGGCCUUCCCAGUCUGGCUUGAGUGAAAAUUGUGUACCUGAAGUAUAGUAUAUUCUUGUAAAUACAGAAGACAAAAGCAUUUUGCUAAGGAGAAGCUAAUAUGAUUUUUUAAAUCUAUGUUUUAAAAUAAUAUGUAACUUUUUCAGCUAUUUAGUGAUAUAUUUUAUGAAUGGAAAUAAAAUUUCUACUAUAGAAAUGUUCGUUAUGGAAUUGUUCCCAUGGUAGAUUUAGGGUGAGACUUAACUGGAGUCGUGAACCUACUGAAACCAUGUCAGAUGUUUUGUUUGUGCCUGUGUGUAUUCCUCCUAUGGUGAUGGCUAAUUCCUCUGUCAUAUUUUUGAAAGGCUCCAUGACUCCUGCCCCCAGACUGUGUGAAGAACAGCCGAUGUUCAUGAGCUUUACAAAAAAAAGGUGUCAUACACUGUGUAGACUUCCAGAGCCUACUUUCAUUAAAAAAAAAAAAAAAAAACAACCAACCAACAUUAUACUAAGAUUCACUCAUGAUAUUACACGGAGCUGUGAAUAUACAAUUACUACUAUUUAUUCAUUUUCACAUGAUAU